AUGGAGCUGAAAGGAUGGAAAGACACGGGAGGGGUGGAGGGGAUGCAUAAGAAAGGGCAGAUGGUGCCCUUGGGUGGCUCUCUGGCCUCAGAGCUGGCGUUCUUGCUGGAGCCCAGUGAUGUGAUUGCAGUGAGAGAUCACCCUCUCAUGCUGGACUGUCGGGUGCAGGGUGAAGAGCCGAUCAUGGUUACCUGGCGUAAAAAUGGGGUGCUGUUACCCACCGGCCAACGAGUUCAGGUGCUGGUGAAUGGCACGCUGUUCAUCCAGAGCUUCCAGAAACGCAGAGAGGGGACUGACACAGAUGUGGGCGAGUACGACUGUGCUGCCCAAAAUCGCUAUGGCAUGCUGGUCAGCCGCAAGGCCCGAGUCCUUUUGGCAUCUCUUCCUAAGUUCCACACCCACCCAGCGUCCAUGUCUGUGGAUGAGGGAGGUGUCGCUCGUUUCCAGUGUCAGAUCAACGGAGUACCUGAGGCCAACAUCACCUGGGAGAGAGACAGAGUGCCAUUCAACACAACUGACAACAGGUACACUCUCCUACCUAUGGGUAUUCUCCAGGUGAUGGGUGUGAGGCGGGUGGAUUCUGGGGUUUACCGAUGUGUCGCCACCAACCCAGCCAACACUCGCUACAGCCAUGAGGCCGUGCUCAACGUCACUGGCGGAGCUCCCCGAACCUACAAAGAGCCGGUCAUCCUGUCGGGACCUCAGAAUCUGACCAUCACUGUCCAUCAGACGGCCAUCUUGGAGUGUAUCGCCACAGGAAAUCCGAAGCCCAUUGUUUCCUGGAGUAGGCUAGAUGGACGCUCUAUUGGAGUGGAAGGUAUCCAGGUUCUGGGGACGGGGACCCUGAUGAUCUCAGAUGGUUCCCUACAGCACUCUGGUGUGUAUGUGUGUGCAGCCAAUCGGCCCGGCACCAGAAUGAGACGUACUGCACUGGGACGACUCGUGGUGCAAGCUCCUCCUGAGUUUGUGCAGUGGCCACAGUCUGUGUCCAAACCAGCAGGGGGCAGUGCUGUGUUCAUCUGUGUGGCCAAGGGCGUCCCAGAGCCUCACCUCAUCUGGCUGAAGAACGGCAAGGUUCUGAUGCCUGGACACAACAUCAGACUGACCAACCACAACAGCACUCUGGCUCUGACUCGUAUCAGCUCAGAGGAUGAGGCCAUCUACCAGUGCAUCGCCGAGAACAGUGCCGGCACCAACCAGGCCAGCGCCCGUCUGGCUGUGGCCCAAGCUAAAGACCUGCCUGCCGCCCCUCAGGGCCUCACAGCCAGCGUCCUGUCCACCAAUGCCCUGCAGAUUGCAUGGAGCCCGCCAACCGCCGACAUCAGUGACAGCAUCAUUGGAUAUGUACUGGCCAUCCGUAAGAUAGGAGAGCCUGACAGUCUGGAGCUGCAGGAAGCCAUCAGUAAAGGCAGUUUCCAGCAUGAUGUGACCAACCUGGAACCAGCCACCACCUACUCCCUCUACCUGAAGGCCUACUCUCCUCUGGGAGCCAGUGAGCCAUCCCUCACUGUAGUGGCUACAACACUAGGGGGCGUGCCAGCCCCUCCCACCUUCUUCACCAAGGUAGUGAACUCCAGCACCAUGCAGGUCCUCUGGGAGCUGCCCAGUAAGGCUGGCAAGGCUGAGGGCUUCAGGCUGUCCUACCGCAGGGUGCCCCACACCGACUUCCAGGGGUCUGUCCAGCUGCCCUGCCACAUCAAUGCCCACACCGUUUAUAAUCUGGAACCAGGUGCAGUGUAUGAGGUCAAACUGGUGGCCUACAAUGGAAACGGGGAGAGUGACUGCUCCAAGCGGCUGGUGUCGCUGGCAGAGGAAGGCAUGAGUGAGCAAAGUACUGGCGGCAACAGUCUGUGUCAGUGCAGAGAUGGAGAGGCCUCUCUGGGGAGCAUUGUCAUUGGCAUCCAUAUUGGCACUGCCUGCAUCAUCUUCUGUGUUCUCUUCCUCAUAUUUGGAUACCGUUGCAGCCUGUUUUGCAGUAAAGGGACUCAGGACAGCUGGUCUGUUCCGAGGGACAACACAAGACACAAUGGCAACCCUAAAGAUGGAGUACACCCCCCAAGGAUACAGUCAGCAGCUCAGGUGGUCUGUCCAGCACAAUGCCAAGUUGUCAUUGAGCAGCUCUCAUCGGGUUUGCCUGGCACGGGCACUGGCUAACACUGGCUUAUAAUAUCAGCACCUACAUCCCUGCCCUCCCCUCCAGUAGUCCGUGACUCACUCGAGUAAAAACCCGAGUCUCCCAGUCAGUGAGCACCUUCUUUGUUCACAGAUUGGAUGCAGUCGUAGGUUUAUUCACCCCAAAACCUACUGCUAAUAACCCGACAGUAGCCUCCAGAAAAUUAUGACAAAUUCAUAUAGAGCUACGUAGGUGACACCCUGGUUCUCUGCCACCUCGUCCACAUCCUUCACCCCUACCUCAAACCAAAGCCUAUUGCCUUUAUUGCCUGUGCAUGUGCACAUGUACAUGUAGAAAAAGCCUUCAAUAGCAUAGUCACUCCAGAUUAGGUCCUGUCACAUUCUUUGUGUGUACAACACAAAUAUUUGUGUCACAUUUCUAGUGGGAGUCUGCUCCAUAACCAAAAUAUUUUAUUGCUCAGAUCUCCACUGUUAAGCUGAUGUGAAGAUGUGCUCUGUAAUCUUAAAACCCCAUAUUCUCACCUGACUGGGACAUGCCAACUAAUCUGUUGACGCUUGACUUUGCCUUUAGUUCCUCACAAUAAGAAAGGGAAGAAACGGCGGCCUUUGCGAACGCCUUACAGAGAUGAGAGUACGAUUGGAAAUGAUUUCCUAUCGCCAUAUGAGCCAUUUAGAAGAACCACGUAAGCAGGCAUUCUUUACUCAACUGUCCCUCACCCAAAAGCUAAGUACCUCCAAAGAAAGUUACUCAGUCUAACAAGAAUGUCUAAGAAAUUAAGGCCAAUGAUAGCCUGAUGAUGCUGUUUGUGCCGCACUACCUCAACCAAGAAACCCUUUCCCUUCAACAACUACUUCCUUGACCAGUGCCAGUACCAGUGUGCUGUGCAUCCCGCCGACCGUGCCAGACCAGAGGGUGCUCACCAGGAUGACUACCAUGGAGAGUAUAACUGUGGCAGAUCCCGAAUUCCACCGCCACAAGGCCCAGCCUUUACUGUACCAGAGAUCUGCUAAACUCCUGUUCAGACCAGCUCACCUUUUGUUUCCAGCAACUUUCAUGGAUUGGAUUAUAUCAAGAAGGCAACAUGGCGUUGUCUCCUUGAUUAUUGUUGCUCCAUUAUGUGGUUAUCCAUAGCUUUCAAAUACCCACGCGUGUCCAUCUCCAAAGACAUACUUGUGCAGAGGAUGUAGCUCAUAGAAGAUAUGGACCGACGCGUGCUCUGUGAACCUUUCAGUACCGUGAUUUCAAAAUGAUCUGUGAAGUUCAGAUUAACAGGAGCAGUCUGCACAAACCUGAUGGCAUGUGGAGGACAAGCCAGAAAAAGGCUCUUUAAGGCUGUUGCUGCCAAGUUAACUCUCCAGAUGCCAAAUAGGUCACCCUGGGACCUCGACCAUGCUGAGUUGGCAGCUAAAAAGUUUUAAAGUGAUACUUGCCUAAAUGCCAAGCUGUUGUUUCACCUAGUCAGCCUAUCCAAAAAGUUCUUCUAUGAAAACCAAGCUGAAUGAGAUCCAAAGAUGUAAACAUUUUGAUGGUUUUCUUUACUGUAUUUUCUUUGAGGAGAGAUUACAUUUACUUCAAAUUGUGGAUAGCUUCUAUUUGAAAGGGGUGACCUGAGCAUGAAGUGCUUUAACUGAAUACAAGCCAAAAAUGUUGCUUAUGAUUUCAUUUUGUUUUGAGUAAUAUCUUUCAUGUCCUAGAGUUUGGAAGUCAUUUCAGGUGCCACCCCUUCAAUAUGAAACUGUACUUUGUU
Molecule: messenger RNA, 3881 nt
Organism: Monopterus albus (swamp eel)
Lineage: Eukaryota; Metazoa; Chordata; Actinopteri; Synbranchiformes; Synbranchidae
Product: immunoglobulin superfamily DCC subclass member 3-like
Exons: 14
Coding region: 1-2154 (717 amino acids)
Biological process (GO): cell-cell adhesion
Molecular function (GO): protein binding
Source: RefSeq, a predicted model, not a curated record